This is a messenger RNA of Capsella rubella, 1349 nucleotides long. RefSeq names its product protein STRICTOSIDINE SYNTHASE-LIKE 7. Bases 53 to 1168 code for a protein of 371 amino acids. Gene Ontology annotation, biological process: biosynthetic process. Gene Ontology annotation, molecular function: strictosidine synthase activity. NCBI's taxonomy places the organism in Eukaryota, Viridiplantae, Streptophyta, Magnoliopsida, Brassicales, Brassicaceae. The record is from RefSeq and is a predicted model, not a curated record. The transcript has 4 exons.
GGAGUCUUCAGCAGUGCAUUAUUGUUUCCCCACAAACCCCAACCUGACUCCAAUGCCUGUCCUAUUCUCCUCUCGCUUUCUCUUAAUCUCCACCAUCGUCCCCUUUCUUAUUUCCAUCGCUCUAUACCAACUCGACACAUUCGACCCAGCUCCGGCUCCUUCAGAUGCAUUCACCUCCUCUACUUCUUCAAUCCCCUCGCUUCUCAACGAAAAGUUUCGCACCGGAGCUGAGUUCAUCGGCCUUGGUGUUCUCCAUAAACCCGAAGAUAUCGCUUACCAUAAAGACUCUGGUCUAAUCUACACUGGCUGCGUUGAUGGAUGGGUGAAACGAGUCAAGGUCGCCCACUCAGUAAACGACUCAGUCAUAGAGAACUGGGUCAACACUGGUGGUAGACCGCUCGGCAUCGAUUUCGGGAUCCACGGCGAAGUCAUUGUAGCAGACGCCUACAAGGGACUGUUGAACAUAAGCGGCGACGGGAAGAAGACGGAACUGUUAACGGUGGAAGCUGAAGGUUUGAGAUUUAACCUGACGGAUGCAGUCGUCGUUGCAGAUGACGGCGUUUUGUAUUUCACAGAUGCUUCUUCCAAAUACAAUCUCCAUGAAUUAAAUCUCGAGAUGUUAGAAAGGAGACCAUACGGACGGCUCCUGAGCUUUGAUCCCACCACACGUGUCACACGUGUUCUUCUCAAAGACCUUUACUUUGCUAAUGGCGUAACCAUCUCUCCUGAUCAAACUCAUAUCAUCUUCUGUGAAACUCCCUUGAAAAAAUGUAGCAAGUAUAACAUCAAGGAGGAGCGUGUGGAGGUAUUCGUUCAAGACUUACCAGGUUAUCCAGAUAACAUCCGUUACGAUGGAGAAGGACAUUACUGGAUUGCACUGCCUUCGGGAGUAACAACGUUGUGGAAUAUCUCGCUGAAGUACCCUUUCAUGAGGAAACUCGCAGCAAUGGUGGCUAAGUACGGUGUGGACCUUAUGUUUAUGGUGGAUGCAGGCGUUAUGCAGGUUGAUCUGGAUGGUAAUCCAAUCGCAUACUACCAUGAUCAGACACUCUCACACAUUUCCACUUGUGACAAGAUUGGGAAAUAUCUCUAUUGUGGAAGUCUCUUGCAAUCACACAUUCUCCGACUCGAUAUCCUGAAAUAUCCUGCACAGAAGAAGAAGCUUUGAUAUUUGAAACAUCAUGUUCAUGUUUUUUUUUUACAAAUAAGGAAGUUUUUCCAUGUUCUGAGAAUUAAUGAUGAUGAUGUAGAAUAGUAGCAUCUCUCUCCCACUGGUCUUUUUUGUAUCUCUAGAUUUUGUAUGACAUUGAUUCCAAAGCAUAUUUAUAGUGUGAUGUGACUUGCGUUGA